Fragaria vesca subsp. vesca is the source of this 882-nucleotide messenger RNA. Its product is annotated as transcription repressor MYB4-like. The record is from RefSeq and is a predicted model, not a curated record. The transcript is spliced from 3 exons. Lineage: Eukaryota; Viridiplantae; Streptophyta; Magnoliopsida; Rosales; Rosaceae. Bases 1 to 882 code for a protein of 293 amino acids.
AUGGGUCACCACUAUUGCUGCAAAGAACGAAAGGUUAAGAGGGGCCUUUGGUCCCCUGAGGAAGAUGAAAAGCUGUUGAGUUACAUCACUACCUAUGGCCAUGGCUGUUGGAGAAAAGUUCCUGAGCAGGCUGGGCUACAAAGAUGUGGCAAGAGCUGCAGACUGAGAUGGCUCAAUUACUUGAGACCUGAUAUCAAAAGAGGAGGGUUUACACCGGAUGAGGAGAACUUGAUUAUUAAACUUCAUGGGGUUGUAGGGAACAGAUGGGCGCAUAUCGCAAAGUGUCUACCAGGAAGAACAGACAAUGAGAUAAAAAAUUACUGGAAUUCGUGGAUAAAAAAGAAGCUAGAGAAGCGUUGUUCACCAAUAAUCACAUCUGAUGAUGAUCAUCAUCAGCAAUAUUCCCAAAUGGCGUGUCUCAAUCCAAAUAACCAAGAUCAAUUUGUGAAUCAAACUUUCACUGCAAGGCCGUCUGCGUACUCCCCAAUUAUGUUUGAGGCCGCUUCACUUGAUGAGAGUACUACUCAUGCAAACAAGAUUAACAUCAAUGUACAAGCAGGUCAGCAUUUCCCACUCGACGUCAACUCGAACAAACUUUUGGCUUGGAUUUUGGAUCAGCAUAAUGUUCAAGCCCUUCCUUCUACAGCACCGUUUACAAACAUGGAUGCAAAUCUGUUAAUGCCAUCCCUCAUAGGAAGUAGUGGUACUACUGCAUAUAAUACAAACAUGGUUGAACUGGAAUCUUGCAGCAACAAUGAUGAAGGAGGUCAUGAUAUUUCAAUGGAGUGCUUGCAGAGUCGUCAAGAUUUGAAUGCAGUUGUUCAUUCACGCCAACAGCAACCGUGUUCGAACUUCCAUUCUUGCUGGGAUAGUGUUGAAUAA